AUGUUCCGUCGUCCAGGUGCUGGGCGCUCCAAGGCUUCAGCAGAUACCCUCUGUCAGAAGUGCCUCAAGAGAGGACAUUACAGUUACGAGUGCAAGGCAUCUGCCCAGGAACGCCCAUACAAAUCUCGACCUUCCAGGACACAACAACUACUCAACCCCAAGCUGAAGCCCAAGCUUACCACCGAAGUACCCCAAGAUCUGCUGCGCAAGAAGGGCGUCGCAGAUGAGAUCUUGAAGAAGAAGGAAGAGGAUCGCAAGCGCGCGCGGUCACUCUCUGCGUCAUCUGCCGACUCUGUCUCCACCAUCUCAACAAACCGCUCCCGCUCCCGCUCCCGCUCACGAUCUCCACCACGACGGAAGCGCGAUGCACCAAGACAUCGAGGAGACGACAAUGACAAGGGGCUGCGUAAGCGCAGCAGGCGAUCAGUGUCCAUGGAAUCGCGCUCAUCCUGCGUAUCGGAUACAGCAGACAGAAACACAAGGCGGCGCAUGAGCUCCUUCAGCCCUGGCGAGCGAGGUCGCCGAAGAACCAGGUCAAAGUCGAGGUCAAGGUCGGCGCGCAUGCAGACAUCACAUGAGAAUGCCAGAGGAAGAGCACCACGAAGCUUGAGUGGCAGUAUCAGGUCACGAAGCAGAAGCGCAAGAAGAGAUAGGAGGCGGCCAGUUCGUCAGUACUCCGUCUCGAGAUCACGAUCGAGAAGCGCGGAUCCCAUGGAUACGUCUGAUGACAACCACCCACCUAACCGACUAUCAAAGGGUAAAACAGGAGUCUCACAUUCAGGGGAUGGUAAACCCUCAAGGUCACUCUCACCGUACCACAGCGGUCGCGAUCGCAGCCCCAGUCCGUACUCCAAGCGCAAAGCCGCACGCCGGUCGCGCAGUCCACAAGAAGCGAGAAACGGAGGACGACUUCGUGACAGUCCAUACCGACCGGCAAGAAACCGCUUCGACAAUCGACCACCCGUGUCAAAUGGCAGAGAUACACCGCCGCCAGCGCAAGCACCCCCACCCGUUCAGAGAGAGCGUAGCUUGAGUCCGUACAGCAAGCGCUUGGCCUUGACAAAAGCUAUGCAUUCAGGGUAG
This is a messenger RNA of Alternaria burnsii, 1083 nucleotides long. RefSeq lists its product as uncharacterized. Lineage: Eukaryota; Fungi; Ascomycota; Dothideomycetes; Pleosporales; Pleosporaceae. The record is from RefSeq and is a predicted model, not a curated record. The transcript has a single exon. Bases 1 to 1083 code for a protein of 360 amino acids.